Molecule: messenger RNA, 1626 nt
Organism: Hydractinia symbiolongicarpus
Lineage: Eukaryota; Metazoa; Cnidaria; Hydrozoa; Anthoathecata; Hydractiniidae
Exons: 4
Coding region: 1-1626 (541 amino acids)
Biological process (GO): DNA integration; DNA recombination
Molecular function (GO): DNA binding
Source: RefSeq, a predicted model, not a curated record
AUGUACAACAAGUUGCAAGCUACCACAGAAAAUCCUAUUUUCCAAGGAGAACGUCAAAGAAAGAAAUACUUGGAAUUGCAACGUUGUAAUUUAUGCUCUGCUUUUAUCUCUAAGCGUUUCUUUGCCAGCCACAAAAGAACGUGCAUGAGAAGACAAGAUGCUGUCCCAACAGGCUUGCCAUUGUCACUGGACUUCCUUCCAAUGUCACUCCAAAUGUCGGAUCAAUUCAAGGAAGUCAUUUUGGCCAAGCUUAGAGAUGAUCCCGUAGGAAAUAUAUGUCGCAAAGAUGAAAUGAUAUUACGAAUUGGAAUGAAGUUGUUUGCAAAGCUUGUAGUCAAAAAAGAAAAAGCAGCCACCGUGAAUAAAUCUGUUAGGGGUCAUAUGCGAGUGUUAGGUAGCCUGUACCAAUCUUUUAAGAGGAUGAAUGGCGUUUGUCAUGAUCAUGGUAAUUUGUUAGAUAUGUUUGUGCGAAAGAAUUUUACGUGUUUUACUGAUGCCAUUGACGCUGUUACUUUGAAUGUUGAUCGUAGUCUUAAGCCAGGACUACGCCAGAAUGUUUUUUACAUCAUCAACAAAAGUGUAAAAAUAUUGUAUGCUCAUCAAUAUAUGUUAGCUAACGAAGAGGAGGCCAGUGAAAUCGAAAAAUUUAUGGUAUGCUAUAAAGCCAACGAGGAUUGCAUGGUUUCCUCUGCACGAUACGAGCUUGAAAAAAAAAGGCUAGUUAAAAUAAGAAAACCAUGUCAGUUGCCUUUGGAAAGCGACAUUGAGAAAAUACAUCAACAUAUUCUCAAGAGAAUGGGUGAACUACUGUGUGUUUUUGAGUUAUGGACUGCUCACUCUUUUGUUGAACUGAGGAACUUAGUACUCACACGACUAACAUUAUUGAAUGGGCGCCGUGGUGGGGAAACAAGUCGCCUCCUAGUAAAAGAUUGGUUAGAAGCAGAAAGCGAUAACUGGAUUGAUCAACAACGUCUUCAGAGUUUGAAUGAAGCUGACAAACUAUUAGUGAGUUCACUAAAAAUAACCUACAUGACGGGUAAAGGAAAUCAUCAUUUGGUGUCUGUUUUAUUUCCAAACGACACUACUUCUGCUAUGAAAAGGUUAGUUGAUCCAAAAUUUAGAUUCAAGGCUGGUAUCGAUAAAAAUAAUGAUUUUGUGUUUGCCAGCACACAGCUGUCAUCUUUAAAUGUGUCUGGCUGGCAUGCAUUGAAAGAAGUCUGUAAGAAACUAGAACUUACCAAUGUGGAAAUUAUAAAUGCAACCACUAAUAGACACCGCGUCAGCACUUUAUAUGCUGCGUUGGACCUGCCACAACAGGAAAGACAACUGUUCUACGCCCAUAUGGGUCAUUCUGAAAGCAUGAAUAAAGAUAUUUAUCAAGCCCCAUUAGCUUUAAUGGGAGUCACAAAGAUUGGAAAACAAUUAAUAAAUCUCCAUGCAAGCGAUAACGGUCAUAUUGAAGAAACUGAUAAAAGUUUAAAAACAUUUAAAGACAAAACUCAUACAGUCAUUGUUUUUGAUGAAAUUUUUUCAAAUCAAUGUGUGAUCCAAAACCUAAAGAUCUUCCCCAUCAUUGUUUUAUAUUGUUUGGAAAAUUACCUUGAAGCUGCUCAAUGGACUACAUAG